Microcebus murinus (gray mouse lemur) is the source of this 9361-nucleotide messenger RNA. It is a transcript of the gene KDM7A, whose product is annotated as lysine demethylase 7A. The record is from RefSeq and is a predicted model, not a curated record. NCBI's taxonomy places the organism in Eukaryota, Metazoa, Chordata, Mammalia, Primates, Cheirogaleidae.
GCUGCAGGGGGCGGCGCUGGCUGGCGGCUGCGCUCGCUCCAGUCGGCGAGCGGAGCAGCGAGCGAGCGUGUGUGUGUUUUUUAAAGAUGGCCGGAGCGGCGGCGGCGGUGGCCGCGGGAGCAGCAGCUGGAGCUGCCGCGGCAGCCGUGUCGGUGGCGGCUCCGGGCCGGGCCUCGGCGCCCCCGCCGCCCCCGCCCGUGUACUGUGUGUGCCGGCAGCCGUACGACGUGAACCGCUUCAUGAUCGAGUGCGAUAUCUGCAAGGACUGGUUCCACGGCAGCUGUGUUGGAGUAGAAGAACAUCAUGCUGUUGACAUUGACCUGUAUCACUGUCCCAACUGUACAGUUUUACAUGGUUCCUCCUUGAUGAAAAAGAGGAGAAACUGGCACAGGCACGACUACACAGAAAUUGAUGAUGGUUCCAAACCAGUGCAAGCUGGAACUAGAACUUUUGUUAAGGAAUUACGAUCCCGAGUCUUCCCAAGUGCCGAUGAAAUCAUUGUAAAGAUGCAUGGCAGCCAGCUGACACAAAGAUAUCUAGAGAAACAUGGAUUUGAUGUCCCUAUUAUGGUCCCUAAAUUAGAUGAUCUGGGGCUCAGGCUCCCUUCACCUACUUUUUCUGUGAUGGAUGUGGAACACUAUGUAGGUGGUGACAAAGUGAUAGAUGUCAUUGAUGUGGCAAGGCAGGCAGACAGCAAAAUGACACUUCACAAUUAUGUUAAAUACUUCACGAAUCCUAACAGACCAAAAGUGUUAAACGUGAUCAGCCUUGAAUUUUCAGAUACAAAGAUGUCUGAAUUGGUGGAGGUCCCUGAUAUAGCCAAAAAACUUUCUUGGGUGGAAAAUUAUUGGCCAGACGAUUCAGUCUUUCCCAAGCCAUUUGUCCAGAAAUACUGCUUAAUGGGAGUUCAAGACAGCUACACAGAUUUCCACAUUGACUUUGGUGGAACUUCAGUCUGGUACCAUGUCCUCUGGGGUGAGAAGAUUUUUUAUUUGAUAAAGCCAACAGAUGAAAAUUUGGCACUCUAUGAAUCUUGGAGUUCAUCUGUGACCCAGAGUGAGGUGUUCUUUGGAGAUAAGGUGGAUAAAUGCUACAAAUGUGUGGUAAAGCAGGGACAUACCUUAUUUGUUCCUACAGGGUGGAUUCAUGCUGUGCUCACUUCUCAGGACUGUAUGGCUUUUGGGGGGAACUUUCUGCACAACCUUAACAUUGGCAUGCAGCUCAGGUGUUAUGAGAUGGAGAAAAGGCUAAAAACACCAGAUCUUUUCAAAUUCCCUUUCUUUGAAGCCAUAUGUUGGUUUGUAGCCAAAAACUUGCUGGAAACCCUGAAAGAACUGAGAGAAGAUGGUUUCCAGCCUCAAACUUACUUAGUACAGGGAGUGAAAGCACUGCAUACUGCUUUAAAAUUAUGGAUGAAAAAAGAACUUGUAUCUGAACAUGCCUUUGAAAUUCCAGACAAUGUUAGACCUGGACAUCUUAUUAAAGAACUUUCUAAAGUAAUUCGAGCAAUAGAGGAGGAAAAUGGCAAACCAGUUAAAUCUCAGGGAAUUCCUACUGUGUGUCCAGUUUCACGAUCCUCAAAUGAAGCAACUUCCCCCUACCAUUCCCGACGAAAGAUGAGGAAACUUCGAGAUCAUAAUGUCCGAACUCCUUCUAACCUAGACAUCCUAGAGCUCCACACCAGGGAAGUCCUCAAAAGAUUAGAGAUGUGUCCAUGGGAAGAGGACAUCUUGGGCUCUAAACUAAAUGGGAAAUUCAACAAACAUCUCCAGCCAUCUUCCACAGUACCUGAAUGGAGAGCAAAAGAUAAUGAUCUACGAUUACUGCUGACAAAUGGAAGAAUAAUCAAAGAUGAGAGACAGCCCUUCACAGAUCAGAGUCUUUAUACAGCAGAUAGUGAAAAUGAAGAGGAUAAAAGAAGGACAAAAAAGACAAAGAUGAAGAUAGAAGAGAGUUCAGGAAUAGAGGGGAUGGAAAAUGAAACAUCUCAAAAACCACUUAACAGGUUUUUUACACAUGUGAAAUCAGAACUCAGGAGUAAAUCAUCAGGAUAUUCCGAUAUUUCUGAGUCAGAAGACUCUGGACCUGAGUGCACUGCACUGAAAAAUAAUUUUACCACUGAAGAGUCUGAAAGUUCAGGUGAUGAAAAGAAACAAGAAAUAACAUCAAACUUUAAGGAAGAAUCUACUGUGGUGAGAAACUUCCUUCAAAAGAGCCAGAAGCCAUCUAGAAGUGAAAUUCCAAUUAAAAGGGAAUGUCCUACCCCGACGAGCACAGAGGAAGAAGCUAUUCAGGGCAUGCUGUCUAUGGCAGGGUUGCACUAUUCCACAUGUUUACAAAGGCAAAUACAAAGCACAGACUGCAGCAGGAAACUCUCACCGGUCCAGCAGCUGCACAGCAGUAACCAUGAGGUUAGGCAGUUGUAUCGCUAUGAUAAACCAGUGGAAUGUGGAUACCAUGUCAAGACUGAAGAUCAAGACUUGAGGACUUCUUCCUGGAUUAAACAAUUUGAUACUUCCAGAUUUAAUCCUCAGGAUCUAAGUAGAAGCCAGAAAUGCAUCAAAAAGGAAGGUUCAUCAGAAACCAGUCAGAAGGUACCAAGUAGGAAUUAUGUGGACAGCAGUGGCUCAGGCCUUCAGAACGGAAAGUACAUACAGAAUUCAAGCUUGAUUUCAGGGGCGUGCCAGAUAAGUAAUGGCAGUCUAAGCCCAGAAAGGGCAGUUGGUGAAACUUCCUUUUCAGUGCCCCUUCACCCUACCAAGAGACCUGCAUCAAAUCCACCACCUAUCAGCAACCAGGCAACAAAAGGUAAACGCCCAAAAAAAGGAAUGGCAACAGCAAAACAACGUCUUGGGAAGAUCCUUAAAUUGAACAGAAAUGGCCAUGCACGUUUCUUUGUGUGACAGAGCUACUGUUGCAGCCACUUUUCCCUUUGGAGACCAGUCUCGGGGGUGCAGGAGCCUGGAGCUUCUGCCAUCCUUCUGCCUGGAGCAAUUUGCGUGUACAGUAAGAACACUGCCCGAAGAACAGAGCGAACCUGAUGCUGCAUUUUCACUGUGCCACACCCACUCAGCAAUAACCAUUUUGGACCUGGUGGGGGAGAGGAAGAAGGAGGGUAGAACCUUAAAAAGAGACCUUGAACUGGAAAGGGUCUCUUGUCAGGGCUUGAAUUUCAUUUUGUUGUUGGUAGUGUCUUGAUUUAUUUUCAGUGGUAGGAUAAAGAAUUAUCAAUAAUUUAUUUAACAGAUUUUUUUAAAGUUAACAGCUUAUAAAUUCUUUCUUUUUUAAAGCUAUUUAUUUGGAAGAUUUCUGGAGAAAUAUCUCACUAAUUUAGAUUUAAGAAUGUGAAGGUUUUUAAAUUAUUUUUGAUAGUGUGUGUGUUAUAUGUGGGGAAGAGCCACAGUAACAGUAACUAGUCUGGACUCUUAAAUUUGAUAUUCAGGUUAAAGUCUUAAACAGGGAUUUGAUGCAUUAAUUAUUUUAAAUUAAGAUGUAUAUGAAAAUCAUUUUAUUUUAUAUAUUUCAUGUGUUUUUUAUAAGCUAUUAGCUUCGCUUUUGCUAACAUCCAAGGUGCAUACUGUUAUCCAGGUUAAUUACCUUAUAUCCCACCUUCCGUCUGCACUCCCAGUCAUUCUGUGAUGACCCAACAAGACUCUUCUCUUUGCAGGGAAACACUUUCAUAGCCAAUGUGUAAGAACUCCAUAAAAGAUUCCUCAUUUCUCAUUUCGUUUGACAUUGUGAUUUUCUUCUAAAUAUAAAAAAAUAGGCUUCUUGCAUUUUCAUUUCUGCUGAUGAUAUCUGGGUCCCAAAGAGAACAGCUUUAAUAUCUUUUUCCUACUUGUGGGAAAAGUAUUAUAAGUUUGGUUAAAUUGUCAUGUUUGUAGUUUUUCCAAAUACAUUUGUAACUAUAGUGGGCCUUCUUCAUAAUGCUAGUGUUGGUGAACAGGACCAACACCUGCUGCAAAGGUUAUAUCUUACUGCUUUUAUUCUCUAUACCUAAUUUGUUAGAAAAUAUGGUUUGACUGAGGAUAUUCAAAUCUGCAUAAUAAGCCGUACUAUAAUAGAAUUAUAUUAAGUUGUAUAGAAGCAAGCAUGUUGGAGAUUUGUGUGUGUGUGUGUGUGUGUGUUUACUUUUUUAAUUUUUUAACCUUCUAAAGAAUUAUUUAAGAUAUGGAUUUGGAGUAAAAUGGGUGCUUUUUGCAGUUUCUUCCAUCUAUCCUAACUUGACUAGUUCAUGUUGAGGUUAAGUGUCUGGUUGAACUUUAAUCAUUUAUCUCCUUUAUGUACAAUUUUACUAAAUGCCAGUUUUCAGUUGCUUGUAAUAGUUUCUAUUUUCCCUUCCCUCCUUUCCCCCCAUAGCAUAAAAAUAACUGAAUUCUGGGAGUGGGCUGGAAAUGUUCCCAGGUCUGACAAUAGAGCAUUUUACCAAUUCCUACAAAGAAAAUAUAGGCAAAUAGGAUAAAUUUUAUUUUUAUGGAAAAGAAAUAUGGCUAUAUUAUAGAUGUGUCUUUUUUUUUUUUUAACUCAGCAAGGUAGCAAGACUUUCUCCUCUAUACUAUUCAAGUGUCACUUGAAUAGUAUAAAAAAAACUAUACCAUCAUCUUUUAUGGUUGCAUUCAAAUGUAUAUUUUCAAUGAGAAAUAUUUCUUACUCUGUCUCCAUUCCAAAAUUUUAUGGAAUAAAUGUGAAAUAGCUUAUAAAUUAGCCUUUUUGGUCCAGAGUGAGUGGAUCAAAGUUUGAAUCUCAUCUGUGUGUCAGGAAGAAUUGUUAUGGAAAUCCUCAGUGUCUAUAAACAGCCUAAUUAAAUUCUGUCUACACUAUGCCAAAACUAGUAAAGAGGUGGGUAGAGUCAGUCAUUCACUGGUAGUUUUAUCUCAAGAUGUCACAAAUUAGAAUUUGACUGAUUCUUCUACCUUCCCACACAGUGUAUUAUUGUAAUGUCUUGGUUUUCUGUAGACCCUGUUCUGGUGUUACAGUACAUGUUUUUAUUUUGGAUUAGGAAAUAACAGCUAUAAUUCCUUUUUCCAGUUACAUCAUGAUCUAGGGUAGGGUUUUUUCUUUACAUUUUUUAUAACUAAAUAUUUUCAAUUACUUUUACUUCUUUAGCCAUAAAAAUUAGACAAAACUUAAUUUUUUUUUAUGAAUUAAAAAUGUGGCCAGUAUUCAUUCACCCUGUGUACUUAGGCCAAUAAAUACUAAUUUUGAAUAGCUAGUAUGUGGGAUUUUUAAGUGAAGUUACUGUGGAUUCAUUUUUGGCAGUUUUAGCCCAUUAACUGAUUAAGUUAGAAAACUCAAAACACAGUGAUACAAUCACUAUAACAGAAUACAUGUAUUCUUUUCCAAAUUGGUGAAAAUCUAGCCACUGAUCCAGUCAAACUUUCCUAGUCAGACCUCUUAUAGGGUUACUGGCGGUGAUGCGUCCCUUUGUUUCUCGCAAGUGGCUGAACUUUGAGGUAACUACUGCCAGUAUCUGGGCUUGACAGUGUAGUUCUACCACACAGACACCACAACUUAGAUAGGAAGACAGUGGUGAUAGCAUUUAGCUAGUUGUAAGCAAAUACAAAUAUGUAAAAUUGAGAAUUAUGAUUUAACAUACGCAAGCUUAAUAGUAAUAGAUGAUAAUUUUCCUAUAUUAUUAAGUAAGUGACACUUAACCUGGAAUCCACUGUACUGUAAUUCACAACAUCACAUAAUAUUAUACUCCUCAAUACUAAUGGACGGUGUAAACAAUAUAAAGCUGGCAGUUUAGAGUAGUUCAGUAUCUUAGAAAUACAUCGAACUUCCUAAGUAUCAGUUCUUUUUAAAACAUACAAAAUUGAAGAUUCUGACUGAAAUCAUAAACUCCAAGAGGAAUAAGCUCAUUCUUAUCACUAAUUAAAUACUUAGCUUAAAUACUUUUUUAUUUUUUAAUAAUCCUAAUUAAUGCCUUUUCAAUGUACUCUACUGUAUUUAUUCAUAGGAGAUCAACAGGUACUUCUCAUACGUCUGCUGUGUGCCCAGCACUACUUGGUCCUGUGGGGAGGAAUGUAGAGUUGCAGUUUUGGUCUCUGCCCUUGAAGAUAUCUUCUCUAGGACAUUAGCAAUAUUAUUUUCACUUCUAAGCAAACUUUAGCAAAAGAGAGUCCAUUCAUAAAAAACAUCAUAACUUUAUUAGUUUCAACCAAGAUAUGCCACUGUAGAAGUGAAAGUAAAACAAAGACCUGAGUUCUUUUUCAAAAUUUAAGAAACAUUUCAAAAGGUAGUAAUUUAAUGCAGCAUACAGGGGCAUGGGUAUAGUGUAGAAGGAAGCAGAAGACCCGGGUUUUUGUCCACGCUCUGCCAUUUAGGUGUCAGCUGUGUGACCUUGAAUAAGUUGCUUAUUCUAUCUCUUAGUUUUCUCAUUUGUUAAGUUUAGAUUAUAAUGCUUAUUAUGAUAACCAGCUAAGAAAAACAUAGAAAAGCAUUCCAUAGUCUAUUAACAUAUCAUAGCGAAUUUAUUAUUAUUUAAGUUACAACUGAUAAUGAAUGCACCUUUAUAUCCAUUUUAAAUUGAAAACUGCUAUUUUCAUAAAAUGUAUUUCAUAUCAAAUAUAUGCCCAGGGCCUGCCACUUUAAAAAUCUGAAGAAUCUCUAACAAGGUGCUGAAUUAAAAUUGGAUUCCAUGCUUACAGUGAAGGAAGAAGAAAUGAGUUGGAUUAUGGAUAAGAAAGUGAGACUGUUUGUCCUCAAGUACAUUAAGGUGACGUGAAGUAAUUGAAAGAUAACUUUACGUUUCUCUCAAAGAAGAAUUAGGAAAUACCUGAUUUCCUGAGUCUGACCCCACAAUUGAGCAUACUCUUCACGUACUAGAAAAAUGUGAAAUAGGUGUGGAAUGAAAAUGAUUUAGCAACUUUUCAGUGAAGUAGGGAAAACAGUAAGGUGGUUAGAAAGAUUGGAAUCCACAAAGACAGCUGUUGGGUGGGUAACAACAGCUUGUUGGUUAAAGUGAGGAAGCACUGCAAUAGUGUAGGAAAGGAGACUCCACUGCACAUCUUCAACAGAAAAGAUUCUUUUAGCUAUUUUCAAAAGAUGCUCUCUGUAAUGAUAAGACUACCGAGUUGAUUGGAAUAAUUGUAUGACCCAGUGUGCUACUGCUAGAAGUAACUAUCAAAAGUUCAUUUUUCUCAUUAAAUAUUAAGCUAAUUGCUCACCAGUCCUUUCCUGAUUUCCCUAGACCUUCAUCUAAAGCAAUCUUGAGAAGGUUGAACAUCAGAUCAUUAUCCUAGAAAAAGAAUAUCACUCAUAAAUAAAGGAGACAAAUGAAACCCAGAGAGGGCAGUGUUUGCCUGGAGACACACAAUCUGGGACCUCUGAUACCUUGCUUCCUAAAACAGCCCCUGGUCCAUGGUGCUGUGCAGCCUCUGCUUGUCCUCUGGUGGCUGAUGCUCAUGUGCUUACUGGAAGCCAAGUGGAAAGAAAGGGGAAGAAUUAAUUUACUCACUAUAUUGCUGUUGUAAUGUAGUCUUAAUACUGUAGCCUUACUAGACACUGUAGCCUUCCUUCCCUUAUUUUAAUUUUCUGGUGAACGUCAGGCCAUAGUCAAGUAUUUGACAUCCCCUACAUAAAUUUUUAAGAAUUAAUGUCAUUAGGAAGCAAAUGCUUGUUUCCAAAGCAAUUAGCUUAUUGUGACUGACUGUGAUUUUAUUAUUCUAUAGUAUUUUUUUCCUCUUUAUGGAAAGGCGAAAAUAAUACUCUUUUGAAAUACUCUUCGAUUCUUCCUCUCACCCUUGGUGCCCUUUCUAGUGUCCUAAGGCUUUGUCUUAACAAGUACAACAUAACACUUUUUUGUUAAAGCCUUUUUGAAACUAUUCAGUGAUUCUUCCAACAUGUUUAUCUACUCUGCACUGUUUCACUGAUAAUAAACCCUGGCUACCGCGUAGCCCUAGACCUCCAAGUAGCUUACCUAUGCAAGACCUGUGACUUUCCGAAUUCACUUUUCUUCAUUUCAGAAAGCAGUCAUCAAUGGAACUUAAUUAUCAAGGUAAAACUUGUCUCCAAUCAGUUUUAUUUGGGCCAUUUUCUUUUCAAAAUGUCAGCUAUUUUUUCUCAAGAUUUUUCACCAAAACAAUGAUUUUAAGUGCUGGAAUACAUAAUAUUUUGCAGGAAUAAAAUAACCCAGACAUACUCUUAUGUUUCUUUGGUGGAUUUUGGUUGCUAAAAAUUACCAGCAUUAAAUGUAAUAUAUAAUAAGGAGUUGACUCCUUGCCUAGAAUCAUUUCUUCCCUCCGAGAUUCAUAAGUAACCUUUUAUUUUUACAAAGCAUGCAUACAAUUUCCACAUCAUAGUCAGGGACCUGAGGUGUAACUUACUAAGUGAACCCCAAGGUUAUUUUAUCUUGCAAAAGAAACCUAAACCAAACUAAGGGCCUUACAGUUUAUGGUUAGACUGAAUCAAAAUCUAUAACCUCAAUUUUUCCAAAAACAGCUUCUGACUGCAAAAGCAAGUCAUGCAGUUGUUAGGUAUGAAAUAGCACUGAUCAGGAAAUGCGUAUGCAUCUCCGCAGACUGUAUUUCCUUCAGAAGAGACUUUUCUACUUUUAAUAUAAAUUAAGCCAUAACAGUUUCAUGCUGUGGAAAGAGGGUGAAAAGGUUCAUUUUAAGAGAUAAUAUAAUAUGAACUUUCACAUUUACUGUGAAAUGUCUAACUUUGCCAGUGCUUCAGUAAGUUUUUUUUUCUUUUUUUUUUUGGAGGGGGGUGUUGAUGGGGAGGGAUAGUAUUGGUUUUAGGGGUUUUAAAUCUGUGAAAUUUGAAAAGAGGACAGUUGUUGGCUAUGUAUUUACUAGUUUUGUAGUAACGUUUUGCUAGCCUGACUGAUUUUUCCUUACUGACUUUUAUGCCCACAGUCCAAUGUGACUGUUUCUCCUUCUUGUUUGGUCUGCGGGGUAGUGUCGUCUGUUUGUAUAGGCAGUCAGUGUGUGUGCACACGUGUGUUCUUUCAGCACAGAAGCCCACCGUGUGACAGUGGAGCAGGGUGUGGCUGGGAAGUGGGAUGCUGAAGCUUGAAGAGCAAUUUUUUUCGAUUCAUAACAGUAUUUCCCAUCUUUUGCCUGCAGGCAGGGAAAGUGUACAGUAUUUAUUUUGUUUCUGUUUUAUUUUAAAUUUGUAAGUCUUUAAGUAGCUUACAUUGAUUAUUAUAGGGGAAGACAAGUGACUUGUUUAAAGUUGUAUUUGGUAUUCUUUCCAAUUUCUGUAUUUUAAAAUAUUGAAAUUAAAAAUGUAUUACUUCUGUUUUGAUUUUUUUUGCACUCGGUGUAUUUUUUGCUCAUUUUGUUUGAAAGUAUAAAUGUUGGAAGUUGUAUAAAAUGUGUCUUUGAAAGAAAAAGAAUCUGAAUUCUAUAUCCAA